Messenger RNA from Gongylonema pulchrum, 291 nucleotides. The record is from the annotation of a GenBank genome assembly. Lineage: Eukaryota; Metazoa; Nematoda; Chromadorea; Rhabditida; Gongylonematidae.
UCUGGCAGCGAAACGAUUGAAAAAGUGCUACGUCAUCGAGCCGGAUAUCCGGGUGCAACUGGCGCUUCCACAACGCUCUACAAUGUCGAGGACCGGGGCGACCCGAACGUUAGAUUGGGCGAAGCUGGAAGCAAUGCGGAACUGGAGCGCCAGUAUCUGAUCAAAUGGCUGGGAUGGUCACAUUUGCAUAACACAUGGGAAUCGGAGAAUAGCCUGAAAGCAUGCAACGCAAAAGGACUGAAAAAAAUUGACAAUUACAUGAAACGUUUAAGAGAAAUUGAAGAAUGGUAA